AAAAUUUGAAUAAAUAAGUUAAUAAUCAUAUUUAUCAUAAUGAUUUUAUGUAUUUGACAUAAUUAGCUUUAAUUGACGUUGAAGUUAGAAGUUAGACCUUUACUGAAGAAAUUCAUCAAGUAGUUCGUUAUAUACUGAUAUCACGUGAUGUAAAUUUUAUAUAAUAGUAUUGACCCGAAGGGGUAACACGAUAUUUCAAUUAUUUCAUCCACCAUAACCAAUCAAUGACUAGGUUAUUGCGUCAGUCACACAAAAAUGGCUCAUACUACCCUACGAAAAAAGAAUGUCCGGAAUUUAUCACCAAAACUGUUCGGAAAUUGUCCAGACUCAAGGAAUUGUAAUUCCAUUCGGGGUCCAGGGAAUUAUGGUAAGAACACCUUUUUGUCGACCAAUUAUAAUGAUAACGUUUUGGGACGUAGUGUGCCUAUUGUGGGCACACUAUGUAAUGAAGAAGAUGAGUUCCCAGGGAGUGAUGAGUUUUCAAAACAAGUUGACAUACCUUGCCAAAAUGCAAUACCUCUUGGUCGACCAAAUCAAUAUGAUGGAAUUGAAUCACCUAAACCAUCCAUCAACAGUGAAUUUGAUGAUUUCGGUGAAAAACGAGAGGAUAAUCUGAAUCAUGUUCGGAGCGUCGGUACGCAGUGGGGAUCUAUCGCCAAGGACAAAAACCACCAACCUGAAUAUAGCGAGGGCGAGAGUAAACGCAAUACCGGCACUCAAUCGGUGCUAUCAGAAUCCUCAAAACGAAUCCAGACUCUGUCGGAACAAUUGGGGCCAUUGCUCCGAGUCAAUACCCCUGGGGGCAGCACACGGUACAAGAAGAAGUUCUGCCAACUUGUACUGCCGAACGAUCAGCCUAAAAUAUGCAGUAACGAAAAUGAUGCCUCCUUGUGCCAAGUGUUCCCAAGUGAUGAGAUUGAUGGAGGAGAUGGGUAUCGCAACAAUUACCCAAUUUUAAUUGAUACAAUUAUGAAGCCUAACCGUUGCUAUAUUGCAAAUUCACUUGGUUAUGGGAUCCUCGAUAAAGAUCAAGAUGAUUAUAUCAAUUAUAUAAAAGAAGAACUUAACAUUUACAUUGAGGAAGUUAUGGAAUAUGACUUUGAUCAUAUUAUCAUAAUUGGGGAACAAGACUGCGGAAUACUUUUCCUGGACUGCUUCGGCCGUGUGUUUAUUUUGGACGCUAUGUCAAGUACAUUAGUGUUUCAUGGGGAUUACUUCAAAGGAGUGGAAAGUGUGACAAAGGGAUUUGAGCUUAAAUCGGUGGAAUGGAUCAUAGAAUCUGAUACAGGGAAUAUUGUUGAAACUGAUGAUGGUUCCAUGCAUGAUCUUGUCCCUUUUGUAAAGUUACUAAUGAAAGAAGAAAAAAAGAAAAAGAAGAGUUCAAAAAAGAAGAGUUCAAGAAAGAAAAUUCACUGA
Molecule: messenger RNA, 1416 nt
Organism: Rhizophagus irregularis DAOM 181602=DAOM 197198
Lineage: Eukaryota; Fungi; Glomeromycota; Glomeromycetes; Glomerales; Glomeraceae
Source: RefSeq, a predicted model, not a curated record